CACCCCAAUCUCUCCUAUCUUCGUUUUCUUGAUACCAUCGUAUUACUAUCCAUCAAUUAUAUAUACUCACGUAUAUAUACACCCAACACCAACCACUCAAACCCAUUUCCUACCUCUCUCUCCCACUCUCUCUCUACUUUUCUUGAGAGAGAUUUCGCAACUUCAACAAUGGCAGCUUCUUCUUCACUCACUCUCUCCCAAGCCAUUCUCUCUCGCUCGAUUCCUCGUCACAACCCCACUUGCUCUUCACCUCAGCAGCAAAAUCCAUCUUCAUCUCUCUCGUCUCUCCCGAUUUUCUCGCUGAAGUCGGCGCCUCGCCGGAGGAAUUACCGUCCGGCGGUGGUAAGGGCGGCGGCGGUAGAGACGUUGGAGAAGACGGAGAUAGAGCUGGUGGAGAAGAGUGUGAAUACGAUUAGAUUCUUGGCUAUUGAUGCAGUUGAGAAGGCUAAUUCGGGUCAUCCGGGUUUGCCCAUGGGUUGUGCUCCAAUGGGGCAUAUUUUGUAUGAUGAAGUGAUGAGGUAUAACCCCAAGAAUCCUUAUUGGUUUAAUAGGGAUAGGUUUGUUUUGUCUGCUGGACAUGGGUGUAUGUUGCAGUAUGCUCUUCUUCACUUGGCUGGUUAUGACAGUGUUCUGGAAGAAGAUCUGAAGCAGUUCCGUCAGUGGGGAAGCAAAACUCCAGGACACCCCGAAAACUUUGAGACCCCUGGCGUUGAAGUCACAACUGGUCCUCUUGGGCAGGGUAUUGCCAAUGCUGUUGGUCUUGCCCUUGCAGAGAAGCACUUAGCUGCUCGUUUUAACAAGCCAGAUAGUGAGAUUGUUGAUCACUACACGUAUUGUAUAGUUGGGGAUGGAUGCCAAAUGGAGGGUAUUUCUAAUGAAGCAUGCUCCCUUGCUGGACAUUGGGGACUAGGAAAACUGAUUGCUUUCUAUGACGACAACCAUAUCUCAAUUGAUGGGGACACAGAGAUUGCCUUCACCGAGAGUGUAGAUACCCGUUUUGAGGGUCUUGGGUGGCACAUUAUUUGGGUGAAAAAUGGAAAUACCGGUUAUGAUGAAAUUCGUGCUGCCAUAAAGGAAGCAAAGGCUGUUACUGACAAGCCUACUUUGAUCAAGGUGACCACAACAAUUGGUUUUGGCUCACCUAACAAAGCAAACUCAUACAGUGUACAUGGAGCUGCCCUGGGAGCCUCAGAAGUUGAUGCCACAAGGAAGAACCUUGGAUGGCCAUACGAGCCAUUCCAUGUACCAGAGGAUGUCAAAAAACAUUGGAGCCGCCAUACCCCUGAUGGUGCUGCAUUGGAAGCUGAGUGGAAUACAAAGUUUGCCGAGUAUGAAAAGAAGUAUGCAGAGGACGCUGCUGAAUUGAAGUCCAUCAUCACCGGUGUACAACCUGCUGGUUGGGAAAAAUCUCUGCCAACAUACACUCCUGAGGUCCCUGCCGAUGCCACCAGAAAUCUCUCUCAGGCAUGUCUAAAUGCCCUUGCACCAGCAGUUCCUGGCCUAAUCGGUGGUAGUGCUGAUCUUGCUUCCUCCAACAUGACACUACUGAAAAUGUUUGGGGACUUCCAAAAGGGUACUCCAGAAGAACGUAACGUCAGAUUUGGUGUUCGUGAGCAUGGUAUGGGAGCUAUCUGCAAUGGAAUUGCUCUUCACAGUCCUGGUUUUGUUCCAUACUGUGCAACUUUCUUUGUGUUCACGGAUUACAUGAGAGGGGCCAUGAGGAUUUCUGCCUUGAGUGAAGCUGGAGUUAUAUAUGUCAUGACCCACGACUCAAUUGGACUGGGAGAAGAUGGACCAACUCAUCAGCCUAUUGAGCACUUGGCUAGUUUCAGGGCAAUGCCCAACAUGUUGAUGUUUCGACCAGCUGACGGCAACGAAACUGCUGGAGCAUACAAGGUUGCUGUCAUCAACAGGAAAAGACCAUCAAUUCUUGCCCUCUCCAGGCAAAAGCUGCCAAACCUUCCUGGAACUUCUAUUGAAGGAGUAGAAAAAGGAGGAUAUACAAUAUCAGACAAUUCAACCGGCAACAAACCUGAUGUGAUCUUGAUUGGAACUGGUUCUGAAUUGGAGAUUGUGGCCAAAGCUGCUGAUGAACUCAGAAAGGAAGGGAAAGCAGUUAGAGCUGUCUCCUUUGUUUCUUGGGAGCUAUUCGAUGAACAGUCUGCUGAGUACAAGGAAAGCGUUCUACCAGCAGCUGUAACAGCAAGGGUUAGCAUUGAAGCUGCAUCAACAUUUGGGUGGGCAAAGAUAGUCGGAAGUGCAGGAAAGGCCAUCGGGAUUGACGGGUUUGGAGCCAGUGCUCCAGCUGGAAAAAUAUACAAGGAAUACGGCAUUACAGUCGAGGCAGUUGUUGCUGCAGCUAAGGAACUUUGCUAGGUAUUCAUCACUGAAUUCCAGUGGGCUUGUUAGUUUUCCAGAAACUAUUCCUGUUUGGAUUCUUGGUUGGAAAACUCAAACCAUAUGAUUGUUAAUAGACUAAACUCUAUUCAAGUACUCAUAAGAUUUCUCGCAAUAAUGAAGAUAAAAUUUUCUUUGCUGCUUUUAUCUUCAGUGCAGCAUCUGAGACUGCCAACUGAAUCAAAGAUGAACUGAGAUUAGAUUUCUUGAAUGUUCGUGGAUUUGUAUCAAUACUUAAACAGUUGUUGACUUCUGUAAUAUUACAUAUUGGAUUGUUACUGCA
This is a messenger RNA of Daucus carota subsp. sativus, 2680 nucleotides long. Its product is annotated as transketolase, chloroplastic. The transcript is spliced from 7 exons. Gene Ontology annotation, cellular component: cytosol. Gene Ontology annotation, biological process: pentose-phosphate shunt. The record is from RefSeq and is a predicted model, not a curated record. Bases 169 to 2376 code for a protein of 735 amino acids. Lineage: Eukaryota; Viridiplantae; Streptophyta; Magnoliopsida; Apiales; Apiaceae. Gene Ontology annotation, molecular function: transketolase activity.